Messenger RNA from Symbiodinium necroappetens, 2639 nucleotides. NCBI's taxonomy places the organism in Eukaryota, Dinophyceae, Suessiales, Symbiodiniaceae. The record is from the annotation of a GenBank genome assembly.
GUAGACUGUUUUGCAUUGAGGAUGUCAAUGAUUGCAUGAGCGACAGAGUGAAACAGUGGCAGAAGCAGAAGAACGAAGAGAACACGAGAUGCGUGCAGAGAGUGGAGAGUGAGAGCUGUUGGCGGUUGUACACGAACAGUCAGCAUGUGGAAGAGCAGUCAAGAAAGACAUGGGUGAAUGUUCGCGAGCUGCAGGACCCAAGAUGCUUUAUGAAGGAUGUUGCUGCUGGAGUGUUGCGAGCCAAGCAUCAUGUGGAUGAGGUGCAUGCUGCGCACUGCGUGUUUUCGGUGGAAGAUCUUCGUGGUGAUGCUGCUCUUGAUGAUCGUAGGGUGAUGACGAUUUUGCGAAGAUGUCAUGAGAACCUUGGUCAUCCUUCCCCAGCCCGAAUGAAUAUGCUUCUCAAAGCGGCGCAUGCGAGCGAGAGGGUUCUCAAGUUAGCGAGAGGUCUGGAGUGUGAGGUUCGUGACAUGAAGGUGCACUUCCUGAACAUAGUUGAUGAGGUGAACAAUGCAGUGAACAGCAUGACUCGAAAGGUUGGACAGCUUGUGUUUUUAUGGCGCAAGAAUCGCUUUGACAAUCGUGCUCACUGGCAUGGCCCUGCAGUUGUUAUCGGCAAGGCUGGAACGUCGAAGAUUUGGGUCGCAAAGGGUACAAAGGUGUAUCGUUGUUGCCCUGAACAGCUGCGUUGCUUGUCACCUGACCAAGAAGCAAUGGUUAAGUUGUUACCUGCUGAUAUGGUGCAUAUCAGGGGUCAAGUGAGUGCUAAAGGUGCAGGCAAUUUUCAUGAUUUAAGCAUGUUGGAGCGCCCUCCCGAUGCUGAACAUGAAGGUGUCGUUACUCCGGCACCGGAUGAUGAGGUGAACAUGGGAGCUACGGGUGUUGGAUCCGUUCCGUUGGAGUCGAGUGAACCAAUGGAAGCAGAGAACACUGAAUCGGGCGCAAACAACGACGAGCGCGAUGCAAGCGAACAGGCGACACCACCAAGGCAAGCAGAAGGAGAUGAAUCUCCUACCAAAAGGGCGCGGUUCAUGCCAGGUGCCACUCAGCUGGUACAAAUGUUGAGAACGGAUCCUGACUUGCUUGAUCGAGGCCGUGCGAGAGCAUCGUCGUCACAUGCAGCACCAAGUCAACAAAGUGCAGCCGAGAUUCCAGUUCCUGGAAUCGAUGAAGCAGAUGAUGAUCUUGAAGUGUUAGUGACUGAUGCAGAUCGUUGGAUUGUGAUGCAUGGUCGUUCCAAGCUUGUGCGCGUUGUCAGUGUCGAGAGGAAAGGAGUUGUGGUGCCUGAUGAGGACGAGUUGCCAGUUAGGCUUCAGGAUCUUGAAGAGGAAUGCUGCUUGAUUGGCUUUGAUCGUCUGGGAAGCCAAGUGUUCAAGGAGUGCAACUGGAAGCAACCACAAGACCAUGGGUUGUUGGUGCGUGGAGGUUUCUGGACAGGUCGUGUCGAGUUCCGUCUGACGCCUGGUUGGCAGGACAAGGCAGUUACAUUGAAGGAGUGCCACGAGGUGAAUGUGAAGAAGGGCAGGAAGGAACUGAAUGAUCAUGAGGUGCCAAAGGAUCGCAGAGGCGGUUUGGACAAGGCCAAGGUGAAAGAGUGGACUAAGUUGGUUGACAGUGGAGCCAUUAAGGUCCAUUUAGGAGCAACCGCUCAGCGCAUCAAACAAGGUCUGGAGCGAGGUCGAUUGCUAAAGUCUCGCUUUGUGAUCACUGAAGCGGACAGAGGAAGCAGUCCUCUGACUCAAGACCUGAAGGCUCGCUGGUGUGUGCGUGGUUACCUUGAUCCUGAUUUGCUUCAGUUGGACACCGCGGCGCCUACGUUGUCAAGUGAAGGUUUUGCGAUUGCGAUGCAGUUGCUGGCAUCAAGGAAGUGGAAGCUGAACAUUGCCGAUGUUGAAGGUGCAUUUCUGCGUGGUGAUGCUCUUGAUCCACAGAGAGGAAGAAUCUUCAUCGACUUACCACCCGGGGGUGUACCAGGUGUGCCAGAUGGAAGCGUGGUGGAAGCCAUUAAAACAAUUUAUGGAUUGGCUGACGCUCCUAAGGCUUGGUGGCAGUGCUUUUCCAACAAGUUGAAAUCACUUGGCAUGCGUGUGUCGAAGUUUGAUCCUUGUGUUUUCUACUACUACUCCAACAAAAGGAUCGCAGGUGUCAUCGCUUUGCAUGUGGACGAUCUAUGUGCAGGAGGCAACGAGGACUUCCAGGAGAAGGUCAAGGGUAUUGACAUUUGCAGAGAGCGACGAAGAGAGAGGAGUGAGCCGGUCACGGAAGAUGAAAGACGACAGAUGCGUGGUGUGUUGGGAGGCAUCAACUGGCUUGACUAUGAGCUACGGCAAGACCACGUGUGGAGCUGCAAAAUACCAAUCACAGCUGUGAUUGACUGCAAACCUGUGUUUGAUCAUGUGUCUGGACCGAUGAUAUCGGUAAAGGACAAACGAGUGGCUAUCGAAAUGAUGCUGGUGAAGGAAGACAUUGCAGCGUACAACAUUUCUCUGCGAUGGAUGGCCACCAAACAGAUGAUAGUGGAUGUGCUCACAAAACGUGGCGCGCCAAUGGGUCUGUUCCGUAAGGUUCUUCAACGUGCUGAGUUCAUUUUGAUUGAAGAUGAAGAAGUGGCAAUGUUAGUCAGCAAGAAGAGGCAGUCUUGA